CUCCCCGUCCCGCGCCGUCCCCCACCCCUCCGCCUCCCGCUCGCGCUCGCUCCGCCGCGGCCCGUCCGUCCCGCUCGUCGCUCCGUCCGUGUCCAGCGAGCGGGCAAGCAAGCAGCAGCAUCGGCAGCAUCGGCAGCAGUCCCUUUCGUCGCCGUUGGCAAGAGAGAGAGCACAGGGAAGGGCGCGAAGGGGAGAGCGAGGCGAGAGGGAGAGACGCCGGGGCCGCGGCAGGCACCGCCGCCGCCGCCUCCCUCCAUGUUGGAUCGGCGCGACGCGGCGCGACGUCGGCUGUCGCGAACGGGCGCCGCGACCGCCGCUGCCGCUCCGUCUCCUCCCGCCGGUCCCCUUCCUCCUGCGCGUCCCCCCCAGCAGUAGCAGCGGCAGCGCAGGCGGCGCCGACGGCGGCAGCAGCAGCAUGUAACUGCCCCGGCGGGAUCCAUGUCGACCGAGCAGGACAAAGAGGCGGGCGGGAAGAAGCGCCACAAAGGCAGGAAACCCCUUGCAAGCCAUGCCCAACGUGAUGCAGCUAAGGCCGAUGAUGUCUUCAAGCCCCGCCCAUCACCUCGCAUCUAGUGGCACACGUGGGAACAGAGCAGGCGCAGAGGCUGACCCGGAUGGGAAGGACCUCUUUGGUCCACAGGGGAGCCCAGAGAAGAAGAAGAGAAGAAAUAACGCGCAGGCUCCCCCUCCCAUCUCGGAGUUCGCCCCUCCUCCGACCCCAAUGGUGGACCACCUCGUGGCCGCAAACCCAUUUGAUGAUGACUUCAUCCCGUCCAAGGGGCCGAUGGCUCCCAGCGGUUUCAUGGGCAGCCGUCCCGGCUUCCCGCCGCCCGGGCCCUACGGCGGCUACCGCAUGCCGGGCUCCGUCCCGCCGAGGAUGCCUUACGGAAGCCCGGGUUACAGAGCUGGCCCGCCGCACCACCACAUGGGCGGGCCCCAGGGGCCGCCGUUUCCACCCAACUACAUGGGCAUGGGGUUUGGCCAGGGUGGCGGAGGAAACUUCGGCCACCCCGCCAACGUGGGCUACGGUCCGCGCGGCGCCCCCAUGUUUCAUCCAGGCAGGGGUGGGCCUAAUUUCAGUCCGCCUCACGGCCCCAUGGCUGGGCCGGGGGCAGCGCAAAACUUUGGUGGGCCCGGACCCGGUCCCGCCUUCAGCCAGGGCUGUCCUCCGACAAGUAAUCCAAACUUUGGGCCUGGCCCUGGAAUGAACUUCAUGCAGAGUCCCCCACAAGGUGUAAAUCCGAACUCAAACAUAGGUGGUCCCAACCAAAACCUUCCACAGGGGAAUGGACAGAACCUCAACCACAUUGCCAACCAAAACUUCAGUCAAGGACUGCCUGGUCAAAACAUGAGCCAAAGUCCCAGCCCCAUCAUGAGCCAGCUUAUGAGCCAAGGCACAAUGAGAUUAAACAAUGGGCUAGGACCUGGCCAAGGGUUCGGGCCAAGUCCUGGUCAAAACAACAAACACGUGGGACCCGGCCCCAACAUCAACAGCCAGAGCCCCAGCCAAAGCUCCAGCCAACAGGGACCCAUUCAGAACAUGGGCCAGAACACAAAAGGCUUCGGCCAAGCCAACAACAUCAACCUCAAGAGCUUCAACCAAGACAGUAACAUGUUUGGUGGCCAGAUUGGCGGGGAUACCAGCAGCCCGAGCUCUAAUCAGCCCAUGGGCGGCCCAACGGUCAACUCCAACCAGACGAACUCGGGCCCCAACAAUGGCACGCUAGACGGCAACGCCAACAGCGGCGGACCGGCGCCCAGCGGCGCGUCUGCCCCGACGGGCUCUGUGAACAGCCGGCCCGUGGGCCUGGGCGGGGGGCCUCCUCCCUCGUACGCGUGUGGAGCCUGCCUGCAGGAGGUGAGCGAAGGCCAGGAGGCGAUCCCGUGCGAGGUGGCGUGCCAGCGCUGGUUCCACCGCGAGUGCGCGGGCCUCUCGGAGCUGGCCUACAAGCUGCUGGCGCGCGAGGACUGCGCCGUGUGGGCAUGCGACGGGUGCAUGGCGGGGGGGGACGGUCCUCUGCACCGGCUCACACCCACGCAGUCGCAGACGGCGCAGCCCUCGCCGGCCAACGCGGCCGGCGAGUGACACUUGCCCGCCCGCGAUGCCCGUAGCUUUUUUUUUUUUUUUGCAACCUCCAGUCCCCUCUGCGAAGCAACGCUACACUAAAGCUUGUGUCCACCGAACCUAAAAUAAGUCUGUAGCUGCCUGGGUCAGUCGAGCGACGGUCAUACACACUAAUACUGUUUUUGUGUCAUUUCUAAAAGGUAGAGAAUGCCAAGUUAACGUGAUCCGUCGCGUCUGGCGUACAGUCUGGCGUUCACGUUCCUCCCAGCCACUGCUGCAAGAUGAUUGUAACUCGCGGUGUCAUCGAGAAGUCAUGCCAGGAUGCAUGCAGGAUAAGCUCGUAUAGUUCUAAACGGGUUUAAAUGCCCCUUUGUAAUACAUUACAGUACAAUCCGCAGCCUGCAGGAGAUUUGCUACACGUUCAUAAUGAGCAGGAACAAAAAAAAUCCGAGCGGAAUAGUGCAAGCUAACAGUGCUUGGUAAAAUAAUUAAGACUAAAUAGGUAAUUCUCUCCACAGUCCCACAAUUUUGAGUGCAAGUAAAACAAAAAUUGGAUACAUUUUUUUACAGCCUUGCGUUAAUUUCCGCCACUUAACCUGGUGUCAUCACUGUAAGUGGGCAGCGCUGUAUAGCCAUAGCCGAGCGGUUACUUCACAAGCACAGACCUGCGCGACACAAUCGAUGAAGGGUCGCUCGCAUGUACGAGCGACAGUAUCUUAAAAUUUGAGCGCAUAUGACAAGCGUGUGUACCCAGUAGAGGUGUCUUUACCAAAAAAGGGGCCCAAAUGUCUCGUGGCGAAUGGCCCCAGGAAACACCUGUAACCCGCAUCCAAUGUUUACCAGGCAAACUUGUGACUGUGUGCAUCAGUGAACAGCUGUGUUUGCAGACACGAUCUCCCGCCAGAGUUCGUUUUUAGAUCAUCUCUGCUCGAGGGAUGCGGUUCCGAGGCAACUCGUGUUGGUCCAGUGCUUAUGAGAGGUCAGGCACUGGCUUGAGAUAAUUGCUUUCUGGGCCACGUGUUAAUUGCUGGUAAUUAUUCAUAUAUAACUAGGUUGAAAAUGCAACAAAAAAGACCCUUGAAUACAAAUUGGCGCAUUAAUAUGUAGUUUGUACACAAACAAGGCAGGCAAAAUUAAAGUGGCCUAAACGUUCUCUUCAUAUUUUAUAAAACACUAAAUGUGCUGAAGAUUCAAAAACACUGCGGAGCCACGAGGGAGGGGGAGGCCCUUUGGUUUUUUUCAAAACAUUACUCCAAAUGCCAUUUUUUUUAUUCAGAUAUGGUUUUGUUUAAACGUCUACCUGGAAUGUUACUCAACCUGAUGUUUUAAACGUGCAUAGAUUGGUUGUGGUGUUCUCUUAUGAGAGCUUUGAGUUUCCCGUGCUUGUUAAAUCUAGCAGUGUGCCACGUGUGUUUUAUGGGGUAGGCAGUGAAAUUCCUAACACGACCCUCUGUUCGGGUAGGCUUACUGCGUCGUUAGCAGCAGGCAUUCAAGAUCUCCGUGUAUUGGUUUCUGUGUGUCCGUUCGUGGCAGCUAUAAGAUGUAUGGUUUUUCAUACAAAAUAUUUCACUGGUUAGGGGUUUAGGGGAUUGGGGGGGGCGGGGAAAAAAUAUCGACAAUUUUGCUACGGUAAAAAAGUAACGUGUCCCAUGCUUUAGUGCUGUCGUGAUGUUGAACUUGCGUCCAUUGCAGUAAUUUGAAGAAAAAAACUUGUACCAUAGUGACAAUUUGUAGUGAUGGAUUUCUGUAUCGUGCUCAUUGUUUACAUGACUGGGAGCCAUUGAGUGCAUGAAGGGAAUUUGAAGUUAUACACGUAUGCUCUGGAUGAAGGAGCAUCUGCUCGCUCACUCUGAUCUGCACUGUUCAUUUUCUUUUCUUGUUAUUUUUUCAUUUCUUUUUCAUUAGAGACACGACGCAAAAGUGUGAAUUACUGGCAAUUUCUUAAAAGCAGCCGGGGGGGGGUGCCUUUUCAUGGUGAAGUAUGUAGGCUUUCAAAGUUGUCAUCGGUGAUCAAUAAAAAUAGAAAUGAUGUAAAGGCAGAGACCCUGUAAUUCAAAAUAAAUAAAUCAUAGGUAUGUUACCAUGUCAGAACAAGCUACUGUAUCUUUCUAACUGUGAUUACAGUAUGGUUUCGUUUGUGAAUCUAAACGCAGUAAAAUCAGAUUUGUAAAGUGAUGUGAAAACACGAGUUGAGUAUUUCAUUGAUAUUGUCAUAACAAUUACACUUGCAGAAUAGAAGUUUUGAAAGUUGGUUCCUAUUAAAAGUGAUUUGAUUGUGAAACACAGUCGAGAUAUCUUUACAUGACCCUCUAUUAAUAUCUCCAAAAAAAGCGACCAGUAAUUCUAGCAAGCCUAUUUAUAUCGCAUGUCCCGUGAGUCUUGCCAAUUGGGCCCAGAGUGUGGUGUAACCGACAGCAGAGGGAGGCGGAUGCCUUGGGCCAAUGACCAGGACUCGCCAGGCACCGUGGUGUCCUGCUCUGCAAUCCGUUUAGACGAUAAAGAAAGAGUGAAAACCGUGCGAUUUUGAGCCGCUACGGAAUGCAGGUGGUGGUGGUGCAAAUUUGCGUAAAUGUUCUUCCAUGCUCGUGAAGCGAGCAGUUUGAACACGCAAUCGAGGUUGGGCUGAACGAGGAGGGUGGAAGGGGUGCAGCGGCUAUUUGAGCCCGGGGGCCUUGAGGAAUAGGAAUAAAGGAACCCAUCAUUUCACCCAGCGGUGCGGGGUAAUUACGUGAAAACAGGCAGGGUCAGGUUCUUCCGUGGGGACGGAUUGCGAGAUUUAUGUAGGAACGGCAUAUAAUGGGUGUUUUUGUUUAUCCAUUGUGGUUUUUAUUUUCUUUGUGCAUACACCAAAUUAAAUACGGACGCAUGUCGGAUGUCGCAAAUGAGACGCAUUGGGAUGCGGGGGGAAAUCUGCCGAAUGAGCAGUGACGAUUCCUGCAGCAAGUGGGGUCUAUUCGGACAAAUAGCUCUGCAUCGGGUCAGCCGAUGCUGAGGUUGGGACUCUUGUGCCAGGAAUCAGUCGGCGGUGUUGGGCAAUGGGGUCAUGCUGUACAUGAAUAGAAUAAAGAGAUGGCAAUGUGGGGGCCCUUUUGAGAUAAAUAGAUGGCGUUUCUUUUUGUGAAUGGUACUCUGCUGCUUGUGAAUAACUCCACAAACUUCCCAAACCAUUUUACUUUCCGUUGCCUUUGUUUGUUUGUUUUUGUAUGAAAGUGAAGACACGCAAAGUUGUUAGUGUGGUCACAAGACGGUGUUGGCGUUGCUCUCUGCUACACGAGGUUCAUCGUGCCGGGUUAUGCUUAGUUAUAUACUGUAUCUAUUGACUUAAAUUUGCCCAAAAAACUAAUGGCAAUAAACCCUGAUUGUUAAAGUGCACGUUCUUAGGUUUGCGCAAGAAAUAAUAUAUGACAGUUCCCCCCCCCCCCCCCCCCCCCCAGUAACAGUUGGUAAACUGAUAGCCAAAUCAUAUUUAAUGAUCAAAAGCCACUUUUGCUGCGUUCUCUUUCAGCGCUGCCCAUCCCAAAGUGUAUAACACCUUGUGUUAGAUCUACAUUCUAGAGAAUGCUAACUAACGAUGCUAAUUGAUGCAACCUUUCAAAUAAACGAUGCAACACUAACCGCAAGGAAGGGAAAGGAAGGUUUAGAACACUUAAUUUUUUUUCUCCUCUUAUGUUCAGCAUUGUUUUACAAUUUUGAGAUUGUAGAAAUGUACAUGUGCAGAUGCUGUGUUUACUUCCCCCCCGGUGUACAAACAACAACGCUGCUAUGGUUUAAACAAUCAAAGAUGCCGGUAUUUUUGGACUCAACAUCACAAGAACGGUUGAAUACUGUGUUUUUAAAUAGUAAUGUCAAGAUAUGUUUUUAUGUGCUUGUUUAUAUUAAAAAAAUGACAACAUACUGUACAGCAUCGAGGUUUAUAAAAACGCGUGACGAUAAAAAGGGUGAAUGCUCUUGCUGUAAGUGUGGUCUUCCUUCACGUUUGCUGUGUUCCAUGGUCUGUGAUUGGCACGUUAAAAAACAAGUGACGCUAAUGUUCCGUUCAGGUACAAAGCAUUUGAAUUUGUGUUUGCCCCCCUUUGGGUGCUAUCAGUUACCAUUGAGCAUUAAGUGCUUUAUGAAGAAACGAGUGGGAAUGGUGUCUUUAAAAGCAUUAUGUGCCGUAAUGUUUGGCUUUUAGUUAUGACUGGCAUAUAGUGGUAUUAGACGAACAUUCAGUGUCCUAUGUUUUAGUAGAUUUCUAGCAUUUUAUAUACUGUUAUUGUGUUGGUAAUAAGCAAAAAAUUAAUUUUUAUACUGUUUUCAUACUCCAUUACCAUUACUUGUACAUUGUUCUUUGUAAUAAAAGAAAACAAAUGA
Messenger RNA from Petromyzon marinus (sea lamprey), 6418 nucleotides. RefSeq names its product pygopus family PHD finger 1 (gene PYGO1). NCBI's taxonomy places the organism in Eukaryota, Metazoa, Chordata, Hyperoartia, Petromyzontiformes, Petromyzontidae. The record is from RefSeq and is a predicted model, not a curated record.